Messenger RNA from Lutra lutra (Eurasian river otter), 4395 nucleotides. RefSeq names its product ATM interactor (gene ATMIN). The coding region runs from base 30 to 2498 and encodes 822 amino acids. The record is from RefSeq and is a predicted model, not a curated record. Gene Ontology annotation, cellular component: nucleus. Gene Ontology annotation, biological process: regulation of transcription by RNA polymerase II. NCBI's taxonomy places the organism in Eukaryota, Metazoa, Chordata, Mammalia, Carnivora, Mustelidae. The transcript has 4 exons. Gene Ontology annotation, molecular function: DNA-binding transcription factor activity, RNA polymerase II-specific; transcription cis-regulatory region binding.
UCGUUCGGUUCUUCUCCUGUGCGGGAGCCAUGGCGGCGUCUGAGGCGGCGGCGGCGGGGUCCGCGGCUCUGGCCUCGGGUGUCCCGACCGCCCCGACGGCCGCGAGGGGAGCCGCCGCCGCCGCCUCGGGCCCGUGGGGGCCCCCCGGACGGCUGAGGGGCAGCCGGCCGCGGCCCGCGGCAGCGAGACAGCAGCCCGCGGGUCCCGCGCCUCCGGCCCGGGAGCUGAUCCAGCCGUCGGUGAGCGAGCUGUCCCGGGCCGUGCGGACCAACAUCCUGUGCACCGUGCGCGGCUGCGGCAAGAUCCUGCCCAACAGCCCGGCGCUCAACAUGCACCUGGUCAAGAGCCACCGCCUGCAGGAUGGCAUAGUAAAUCCAACAAUAAGAAAGGAUUUGAAAACUGUACCGAAAUUCUACUGUUGUCCCAUUGAAGGAUGUCCUAGAGGCCCUGACAGACCAUUUUCUCAAUUUUCUCUCGUAAAACAGCACUUCAUGAAGAUGCACGCCGAAAAGAAGCAUAAGUGCAGUAAGUGCAGCAAUUCUUACGGCACGGAGUGGGACUUGAAAAGGCACGCCGAGGACUGCGGCAAGACCUUCCAGUGCACGUGCGGCUGUCCCUAUGCCAGCAGAACUGCGUUACAGUCUCACGUCUACCGCACUGGCCAUGAGAUCCCGGCAGAGCACAGGGAUCCACCUAGUAAGAAGAGGAAAAUGGAGAGCUGCUUGCACAGCCAGAAGUUGUCCAGUAAGACCACUGAGGCCUUGAGCACCCAACCAGCUGCAAGACCAGAUACUCAAGAACUGGAAACUUCAGAUAUAAAGCUGGUCACUUCUUUUGAAGACUCUUGCAACUCUAAUGCCGGAAAGCAGACUCUUACAACACCUCCAAGAUACCCUCAGAAGUUGCUUUUACCCAAGCCCAAGGUGGCUCUGGUGAAACUUCCUGUUAUGCAGUUUUCUCCCAUGCCUAUCUUCGUGCCUACAGCUGACUCCUUGGCCCAGCCUGUGGUGUUGGGUGUCGACCACCAGGGUUCUGCCCCUGGCGCUGUGCACAUACUGCCCUUGUCAAUUGGAACCCUGAUCCUCGGCCUCGAUUCGGAGGCUGGCUGUCUGAAGGAAAGUCUCCCUCUUCCAAAAAUUGUAAGUCCUGUUGCCAUGGAGCCAAUUAGUACAGGCGUUCAAGUGAACUUGGGUAAGAGCCUGUCUAAUCCUUUACAAGAACUAGGGAACACAUGUCAGAAGAACAGUAUUUCUUCAAUCAAUGUACAGACAGACCUGUCUUACGCCACGCAGCACUUCAUACCUUCCACACCGUGGGCUGGGCCUGAUUCCUCUGUAUCUUCUUGUUCUCAAACAGAUUUGACGUUUGGUUCUCAAGUCUCCCUUCCCAUUAGUGUUCAUACGCAAACGUUUUUGCCCAGUUCCAAGGUGACCUCGUCCAUUGCUGCUCAAACUGAUGCAUUUAUGGAUGCCUGUUACCAGUCAGGUGGGAUCUCCAGAGAAACCCAGACGAGUGGGAUGCAAAGUCUGACAGAUGACCGAGUACCAAUGGACCAAGCUGUUAUGGGUGGGGACAUUUUUGAGAGCGUCCAUUCAUCCUACGGUGUUUCAACAGACAGUAUUAUAAGCAGCAGCUUAGUAGCAGAGACUGUCGCUCAUGAUUUGUUACCUCAGACCCACCCUAAGACUUUAAAUCAAGAUCUUGAGAAAUCAGCACCAAUUAUAACCUUCAGUGCACAGCACAGCAUGCUUCCUUCACAGAACAUGACAGAUAAUCAGACCCAAACUAUAGAUUUAUUAAGCGAUUUAGAAAACAUCUUGUCAAGUAAUCUCCCCAGUCAGACACUGGACAAUCGUGGUCUUUUGUCUGACACAAGUACCGGACCUGACCCCCAGCUCCCAUCUGGCCCAACCCAGAAUCCCGCAAUUGAUUUUGAUAUUGAAGAGUUCUUGUCUGCCUCAAAUAUCCAGACUCAAACUGAAGAGAGUGAGCUUAACACCAUGACCACCGAGCCUGUCUUGGAAUCGCUGGACAUAGAGACCCAGACGGACUUCUUCCUUGCAGACACAUCUGCUCAGUCCUAUAGUUGUAGGGGAAAUUCUAACUUCUUGGGCCUUGAAAUGUUUGACACGCAGACACAGACAGACUUAAACUUCUUUUUAGACAGUAGCCCCCACCUGCCUCUGGGAAGUAUUCUGAAACACUCCAGCUUUUCCAUGAGUACUGAUUCAUCUGACACAGAGACCCAGACUGAAGGAAUCUCCGCUGCUAAAAACGUACCUGCUGUAGAGAGCAAAGUUCAGUUGAACAGUACGGAGACACAGACCAUGAAUUCUGGCUUCGAAACCCUGGGGAGCUUGUUCUUCACCAGCAACGAAACUCAAACAGCAAUGGAUGACUUUCUUCUGGCCGAUUUGGCCUGGAACACAAUGGAAUCUCAGUUCAGCUCUGUAGAAACCCAGACAUGUGCAGAACUACACAGGGUGUCCGACUUCUAAAAGUGAAGUCCGAGCGUGCGACGGCAUUGACGAUUUCCUUCUGCAUUGGGAAAAUGGAGAGCGGGACAACAGUGUUAACGCUAUUGAAUGUAGUUACUGAUGCAUUUACUUCAGUUCUUGGAGGGUCUUUGCCUUUUGUACUUGUAAACAUGAAAUUUGUGUAUAAAUGUGAGUGUAUGAUAAAGUGUAAGAUGUUGGUCUAAAUAAUACUGUUUCUGUGUUGCCUACAUUUGCCCUGUCAUGGUUAGUCUUCCCAUCUUCAAAACACAGUGUAUUUCAUGCCUUUCAAACCCAUCUAGCAUUAGCUGAAGCCAAGCUUACCAGGUCCUAGGGUACAGACUUUUCAGACCUUCAAACCAUUUCAGUGGAAAUGUGUCUUGCUUAACUUAAAUUGCUCCUAAAAUAUUUGACAGUGCUUGUUAGAAAUUCCUGUUUCCUGAUAGUGAAUCUAAAGAAAUCAGAUGCCACACAUCAGAUGUAAGCGCCAGCGCUCAGAUGUCAUGGGACUCAUGCUGCCUACGGCUUCAUCUGCUUUGACAUCUCACUUUUUUCUGACUUGAAGACAAAGGAGAACUACAGCCGUCUUUAGCUUCUGAGACCAUCUCCAUGUAGUCAAUGUCAUUCUUCCUUUACAUGAACUAUUACUGAGACCAACCCACAUGUACAGUACUUCCUCACAAGACUUGUUGCUGUACAAUUACUGCUUCGAGAAGUAGCGGCAAGCACUUAGUGUAAAUAGCGAUCCUUCUAGUCCAAGUAACCGUACGUCAUUGCAGCCGUGGAAACUCAUCCUGGAGUGCGCCCUGGGAACAUCCCUCCUGCUCUCCCCAGUAGGCGAGGGUGGUACUCCACAGCUGCUUCUCAAAAUGUACCCAUAGGCUGGAUCUGAGUUUUGUCUCUCUAAAUGUUAAAAAAAAAUAAGGGAAAGAGAAAAAGGACAUACCCCUGGCUAAAUUUCAGUGUAAGGUAAUAGGACAAGAGUGCAAUCAACAGUUACUCUAAAGUGAACCUUCUCAUCCACUUCUCAUCUUUUCCUUGAAUAAGGAAAGACAUUGGGCUAGCAAGGAUGUUAUCUGUGCCUUGAGGAUAGCAAGUAUAGAACAGAUCCACCUAAAAUAUGGUAUUCUGCAUUUUGUUGCUUUGUUUAGACGGCAAUACCAGUCUUCAAAGAAAAGGAGGUGAAGACCAGUUAUUUCAGUAAUCGAGGACAUCCAUGUUUUUAGAUAGGAGCAUGGUCAUACAUGCUUUGGAGGUUAACUAUUUAGGAUUGUUGUCCAACUUUCAGCCAAGGAAAAAAAUCAGCGCAGCCUGUACGUUUUCGAAGUUUGUUAAGAAAAAGUUCCUUCUGUGGCACGCUUAUGCUGCUGAAGGCUAAAUCCUCAAGAUAAAACUUAAGGAGUGGACUAAUAACCCCAAGUAAAUAGAUGAUGUUACUACUGAUUCCGGUCCCAUAGAAGAAUAGUUGGUAGUGAAUAAACAUAUCCUGGAGAGAUGAACCCAACCUGGUAGAUAAGAGUUUGCUUUGGUCACAGUGGCCUAUGACUAUGGGUUUCAAAACAAACAUAAAGCCUUAACUAGAAUUUCAUUGUUUUAGAAUUGUCACUGCCUUAAUGUUCGAACAUUGAUUUAAGUUCUCCCAGCAAAGGAGAAGUGCAUGUUUGUUUAUGGCUUUUUUUGUAAAUAUAAAUGCAGUGAUCUUUGGCUUUAAAAAAUUUGUUCCUGUGAAAAUGUUUGUUAAUUAAUCCAGCCAGUAGAGUUAUUUACAGAACAAUUGAGCAUGUCAUAGUUCUUUAUGUACAAGAAUUGUUUUCCCUCCCAAAAACCUUAGUUACCUGAAUUGUCCUAAGAUUAUUCGUAAUAACUGAAAUUCAGUGAUUAAAGAGAAGUGAGAAUUCUA